This is a messenger RNA of Centropristis striata (black sea bass), 854 nucleotides long. RefSeq lists its product as uncharacterized. The coding region runs from base 1 to 636 and encodes 211 amino acids. The record is from RefSeq and is a predicted model, not a curated record. The transcript has 6 exons. NCBI's taxonomy places the organism in Eukaryota, Metazoa, Chordata, Actinopteri, Perciformes, Serranidae.
AUGAGACUACCAGCCAUCUCUAUAGCUGCCACACCAGUCUGCAUUCCUCAUGACACACUUCCUGUCCGGCCGAGUCGCUGCCUGGUGUUCACUCCCAUGAUGUUUCCCAGAAUCUCAGACUCUGCCCGCCUGUUGACCAGCAGUCAGAGUAUUCCGAGACUGAACCCUUUACAUCCACCUUUGGUCCAUAAACGCACCGUCAGUCUGGAGACGCCAGCUGUGCACCACCACAACCACCAGAGGACAGUGAUCAUGCAGAGGAGAGAGUACCACCGGUAUCAUCAAGUGUGGAGAAAACCUUUUUAUGGAACCAGCAGUGAGAGAGAAGAGUACAGGAAGGAGCUGCGUGAGCAGUUAAAAAGGCAGAUCGAGGAUAAAUGUGUAGCACUAAAGCUGCAGCUGGCCGGUAAAGCGAAGGAAGCAGAAUAUCUGCAAGAAGUGGACCGCUUUGACCUGUCCAGUGAAAAAGAGCUGAGGAUCCAACACAGCAAAGCAAUGACAGCUUACAGAGAUGAGAACAAGAGGCUAAUGGAGCAGAGCUGGAGGGACAGAGCACUAACACGCUCCCAGGAGAAGCUAAAGGAGAGAGAGCUGCUGGGCCUCAACCCCAUUAACUGGAGUGGAACACUGAAAUAGGUUGAACCUCAACAUCCAGAGUGAAAACUGAAGACUCAGGCCUUCCUGUAGCACUUGGGCAUGUAGGAUUAAAAGAUGAAAAUGGGAUGCAACAUAUAUUACAUGUAAUCAGUUAUGUGAUUAUGUGAAAAGGAUUAAAAACAUUCCUUUUUAGCAAAACCUUUGGUUCCUCCCAUCUAGAUGGUUUUUAGAUUAUGUAUGUAUGUUUUCUGUUUUUA